GUCACAAGUAUUGAAUGUCGUGUAAUUAUUAUAUCCAUCAGACCUCUAAGUCUAAUUUCACCUUGUACAUGGGCGAGGAGCGACGGGGGAAACGUCCUGAAAAAUCGGACAGAAGGAGUAAGGCCAUUUCCGCAAAUUCUGUUAAAUCAUUUUCCUGAGACGAUGCCAUCCAGUAGUUGUGCUAGUAGUUCCUCAUCUUCUAGUCUUCUCAACAAGAGCAUCGCGAAGAUCGCAGGGGCAUCCUCGUCAACAUCUUCUGCCUCGUCAACAUCUGCUGUGCCCACCCAGGAAGAUCAACAACUGCAAGCGCCGGAGACUAUUUCUUCUCCUUCUCAACCACAGCCAAGCUCUGGAUCUAAGGCACGACUGAGGACUAGUAACAUUAAGCCACGUAGAACUUCAACAAAAGUAGGGCACGACUGACUAACAUUAAGCCACGUAGAACUUCAACUUCUUGCCGAAGCUGUAGUAGCUUUCUUGGCCGCAUCUCAUCUGGAAGUGGACUACAAAUGGAUCCACAAGUUCUGCAGAAAUCUACUAGCUACAACCAUAACGUUUUUCGCUCCGCUAGAACUCUUGAUCCCAUUUGGUGUUCGGCAGCGUUCUUCCGUCUCCUGUCUACUGUGGAAAAGGGCCCUUGACUUCCUUCUGCCGCACCACCACAGUCAUCUUCCAGAACCUUGGCCGCAUCUCAUCUGGAAGUGGACUACAAAUGGAUCCGUUCUUGCUUGCCUCGACGGGCGUCUAGCUGUAGUAAAAGCGAACAAGUGACUGCAUAGUGAGUGGCAGCUUCCCCAAAGAAGAUGAUGACUCUAUUGAUGCUUUUGGCUACCAACGACAACAACAACAACAACAGCAUGGUAAAGUUCCGUUUGUAGGACCAGGAGUAGGUGACCUCAAUAACAUCAACGGGCUACAACUGCAACAGAGUUUUCAGCCAACUGCUCUACGCGGAAUGACAACGCACUUUUAUGCGCCUCCUGCACCUGUUGUGAUCGUUAAUAGCAACUCGAAAUCCUCAACUACUAGUGGUCAACGCAAUUCACACAAUGCAAUGACUGCUGCCAGCGCGAUUCGAAGAAACAACGCUGGUGAGUCGCUAAUAGCGCGCUUGGCCUUCCAAGCAGAUCAUAGUCGACAUUCUCCUACUUUGGUUUAGGCGACUGCAAGGAAAUUGCAACGAAAUAACACACGGAGAAGUAGCAACAGUGGUGCAAGCAGUCCUGGGACAUCUUCACAUAAUCAGGCUGAGAGUCGGUAUCUUGCGAUC
This is a messenger RNA of Amoebophrya sp. A25, 1270 nucleotides long. Lineage: Eukaryota; Dinophyceae; Syndiniales; Amoebophryaceae. The record is from the annotation of a GenBank genome assembly.